GUGGGUCAGUGGGAACAUAUGUCAUGGCGCCCGACAUACAGAAGCUCCAAGUUUCGCAACGUGUAUGGGAAGGAAGGUAGCAGAGAGCAGUGUUUCGACGGUAUUCCCAUCACUAAGAAUGUCCACGACAGUCACUUCUGUGCUGUCAACACCAAGUUCCUGGCCAUCGUCACAGAGAGUGCCGGUGGAGGAUCCUUUCUAAUCAUCCCUGUCAAUAAGACAGGACGAGUUGAUCCUCAUUACCCCAGGGUCUGCGGUCACCAGGGCAACGUGUUAGACAUCAAAUGGAAUCCUUUUAUGGAUCACAUCAUAGCCUCCUGCUCAGAGGACUGCUCAGUGCGUAUUUGGGAGAUCCCAGAGGGUGGACUGAGGCGGAAUAUGACAAAGAGUGCAAUGGAGUUGUAUGGGCACAGUCGGCGUGUGGGUCUAAUCGAGUGGCAUCCCACCUGCAGUGGUAUUCUCCUCAGUGCUGGCUUUGACUGCAAAAUCUUAAUUUGGAACACAGAGACAGGAGAGCCAGCGAAGAUAAUCGAUUGCCACACAGAUGUGGUUCUGUGCAUGUCUUUCAAUACAGAUGGCAGCUUGUUGGCCACCAGCAGCAAAGACAAUAGGCUGCGCAUUAUUGAACCUCGCUCAGGCAAAGUGCUACAGGAGGCAGACUGUAAGAGCCACAGGAUAAACAGAGUGGUGUUUCUAGGAAACAUGAAACAUGUCCUUACCACAGGCGUGUCACGGUGGAACACCAGACAAGUUACAUUGUGGGACCAGGAGGAUUUGUCCAUGCCUAUCAUUGAGGAGGAGAUUGAUGGACUGUCUGGGCUGCUCUUCCCAUUCUAUGAUGCUGACACACACAUGCUUUAUCUGGCAGGCAAGGGAGACGGUAACAUAAGAUACUACGAGGUAAGCACAGAGAAACCAUACCUACAAUACCUGAUGGAGUUCAGGUCUCCGGCUCCACAGAAGGGACUCGGGGUGAUGCCCAAAUGGGGACUCAGUGUGGGAGCGUGUGAGGUUUUCCGCUUCUACAAACUGGUGACUCUCAAAGGACUUGUGGAGCCCAUCUCAAUGAUAGUGCCACGCAGGUCAGACUCGUAUCAGGAGGACAUAUAUCCAAUGACAGCAGGAUCUCAGCCAGCGCUGUCUGUGACAGAGUGGCUCAGUGGAGUCGACAGAGGACCAGUGCUGAUGUCGCUUAAAGUCUAUUACAAGCAGCCCAGUUCAACAGAUUUGAGGACAUCUAAAAGAGAAGGGAGAGCUGUGGCCAUGAAAGGCCUUGAUCUGCUAGAGAACGUUCCACCAAAGACUGAAAAUGAGCUCCUCAGGACAUUCUACAGACAGCAGGAUGAGCUGAAGAGGCUUAGGAAAGAGCUCACAGAGAGGGAUGAGAGAAUCAGACAGCUGGAACUGGAGCUCCACAACCUGAAGAAUAACAGCAUGUAACUUCUCACCUGACGCCCCAUCCAGACCCACGAACCUCUACAGCCAGCCCCCAGACAUCACCAGAGAGAGCGUAUAUGCUCAGUUCACUCUCUUGUCAGGGCAUG
Chanos chanos (milkfish) is the source of this 1544-nucleotide messenger RNA. It is a transcript of the gene coro2bb, whose product is annotated as coronin, actin binding protein, 2Bb. The transcript has 12 exons. The record is from RefSeq and is a predicted model, not a curated record. Gene Ontology annotation, molecular function: actin filament binding. The coding region runs from base 19 to 1440 and encodes 473 amino acids. Lineage: Eukaryota; Metazoa; Chordata; Actinopteri; Gonorynchiformes; Chanidae.